AAUUGUCAAAUUGUGGCAGAUUGUGAUAGCCGAAUGCAGAUGGGCUUAUACCGAUUGUGAUUCAUUUCAAAUAAAAUUAAGUGGUCUGUGCCUAUAUAUAAUUCUUAUUAUAUUUAUUUAGUUAAUUAAGUAGAAUUUAUUGUUAUUAGAUGGCCAUAAGCGUAAGUCUAAUAAAAAUUAAUUAACUUUAAAAUUGUGUGUGCAAUAAAACAAAGAUUUACAAUGCCAGCCUAUCAUUCGUCAUUAACAGAUUAUACCCAGUCAAUUGGUAAUCUUGCUGUUUUACCUCUCAAAACCACUUUUCGAGGCCCUGCACCAAUUAACACUAAAAUCGAACUGGAUAUUAUUGAUGAAGCUCUAAAUUAUUUUAAAGCAAACGUCUUCUUUAGAUUCUAUGAGAUCAAGUCUGAUGCAGAUAGAGUGCUUAUCUAUCUAACUCUAUACAUCUCGGAAUGUUUAAAAAAACUGCAGAAAUGCUCCAACAAGAACCAAGGGCAACAGGAAAUGUAUAUGCUGGCUAUAUCAAAGUUUGAUAUACCAGGGGAAUCUGGAUUUCCCUUAAAUUCAGUUUAUGCUAAGCCAUCAUCUGCUCAGGAAGCUGACUUAAUGAGACAGUAUUUUCAACAACUUAGGCAUGAGACAGGUGCCAGAGUUUGUGAUAAGGUGUUUGCUACUGAAGACGGUAAGCCAAGUAAAUGGUGGUUGUGCUUUGCGAAGAGGAAAUUCAUGGACAAGUCACUUUCAGGCCCCGGGCAAUAAGAUAAUUAUUUUUAAUUCCUGCCGAACAUUUAGUCUUUUUGAAAAUUAAAUAUGUUUUCUCUAUUAUUAAUGAAAUUAUAUAGAUAAUAAUUUGUAUUUAUCCAAAGUAUUACUAUUAAAAUUUUAUAUAAAG
Leptidea sinapis is the source of this 892-nucleotide messenger RNA. RefSeq names its product actin-related protein 2/3 complex subunit 3 (gene Arpc3A). Lineage: Eukaryota; Metazoa; Arthropoda; Insecta; Lepidoptera; Pieridae. Gene Ontology annotation, biological process: regulation of actin filament polymerization; Arp2/3 complex-mediated actin nucleation. The record is from RefSeq and is a predicted model, not a curated record. Gene Ontology annotation, cellular component: cytoskeleton; Arp2/3 protein complex. Bases 223 to 759 code for a protein of 178 amino acids. The transcript is spliced from 5 exons. Gene Ontology annotation, molecular function: actin filament binding.